Molecule: messenger RNA, 1242 nt
Organism: Zasmidium cellare ATCC 36951
Lineage: Eukaryota; Fungi; Ascomycota; Dothideomycetes; Mycosphaerellales; Mycosphaerellaceae
Exons: 5
Coding region: 1-1242 (413 amino acids)
Molecular function (GO): monooxygenase activity; FAD binding
Source: RefSeq, a predicted model, not a curated record
AUGGUCAAGACUGCCCCCAGGCGAACCAUCAUCAUUGGAGCAGGUCUCAGCGGCUUAGCAGCAGCCUUUCGCCUUACACAACUCGGCCACAAUGUGACGGUUUUUGAGCGAAGAAGUGGCCUGUCGACGACCGGUGGUACCAUCAUGGUCCGCAGCAACGUAUCAAAGAUUGUCAAAGCAUGGGGCUUGGGACCAGACAUCGAGGCCAUCUCGGACGUUUCCUCGUCCGGCAUAUACCGACGAGCAGAGGAUGGCGAGGUUCUCCAUGAGCGGGUGCCUGCGAAGUACACGGAGCAUCCGGAUUGGGGUACAUUUCGUGAUAAGCUGUUGAAGGUCUUCUAUGAGAAUGCUAUCACGAAUCACGCGGAAGUGAGGUUUGGAAUAUCGGUCUCGAGGGUCUGGGAAGAUGAAUACAAAUCGUUUGUGCUGCUCGACUCAGGGGAGACAAUGGAGGCCGAUCUUGUGCUAGCUACAGAUGGUGGACUGUCACGCAUUCGGCAAUGUGUUCUGGGAGAAGAUUUGCAGGUUCAGAUAAGAGUGGCACCAAUGACAUUCCAUCAGGUAACAGUCAGCAGAAAAGAGCUACUGGAGCAUCCUUUCACAAAGCACUUGACGGAGAACUCCAAUUUGACCGUUUGGUUCCGGCAAGGGAGCUAUGCUGUUGGGCGAUACAGCCCCAAGCUUGAUCGGUUUGGUGGUAUCUUCGCGGUGCCAGCGGACGAAGAAGAGAAUCCAAAGCUGUGGGAAGAGUCGGGAAAUAUAGAGCAUGUCCGAGAAGUCUUCUCCAACUACGAGGAACCUAUCCGGCAGAUUUUAAGCACCGCCAGGUCUUGUGAUAGGUGGCGACUGACCGAAAUGCCAGAUCUACCAACUUGGUCCAGUACACACGGACGCCUCGUACUACUAGGAGAUUCAGCACAUGCAAUGUUGCCUGACGCAGCUCAAGGGUUCUCACAGACAAUCGAAGACAUCGAAGUCCUUACUCUUCUCUUGGAGCAAUACAGCGAUCUCAAGUAUGUCAGCGAGAUUUGGGAAGAAGUCCGCCUACCGAGAGUGGCAAGAAUCAAGGAGUUCGCUCUGAAUGCGAAGAAGGCAGCCUCAAACACAAACAAGGCUGCAGAAGAUCAGCCAGCUGCGGUGGUUCCCGAUCGGAAUGCCGAGUUCAACAGCCCGGCAUUCAAUGCUUGGGUAUAUGCUUACGAUGCUGGUGAGGAGAUUGCUCAAGUUAUUGCGGGACAGUGA